This is a messenger RNA of Pyrus x bretschneideri (Chinese white pear), 697 nucleotides long. Its product is annotated as dCTP pyrophosphatase 1-like. The record is from RefSeq and is a predicted model, not a curated record. Gene Ontology annotation, molecular function: nucleoside triphosphate diphosphatase activity. Gene Ontology annotation, biological process: nucleoside triphosphate catabolic process. Bases 214 to 582 code for a protein of 122 amino acids. The transcript is spliced from 2 exons. Lineage: Eukaryota; Viridiplantae; Streptophyta; Magnoliopsida; Rosales; Rosaceae.
GACUGGGGGCCGGCAUAUUUAGACUUUUUAUCCUUUUCCUUCUUUUAUUUAUUUUUUUGAUUUUAUUUUUAUUUUUAUUUUUUGAUUUUUUAGCAUACAAGAUACUUAUUCCUUAAAAAGAGAGAAAAAUAAAAUUUGUACCUUCAUCCUUUUUUAAGCUAUAAAAAGUCCCUCUCUUCUGCAAAAAAAUAAAAACCCAAGAGAGAGUGAAAAAUGGGAGAAGGAGAAGAGAUUAAUGCAGCAGAAGAAGAAAGAGAGAAUAUCAGUCUCAAGGACCUCUCUAAGAAGCUUGAGGAAUUUGCCAAGGCUAGAGAUUGGGAGAAAUACCACAGUCCCAGAAACCUACUCCUGGCUAUGGUGGGAGAGGUAGGAGAACUAUCAGAAAUCUUCCAGUGGAGGGGAGAGGUGGACAGAGGGUUGCCAAAUUGGAAGGAAUCAGAUAAAGAGCAUCUGGGAGAAGAGCUUUCUGAUGUGCUUCUUUACCUCAUCAGGUUGGCGGAUAUAUGCGGCAUUGAUCUUGCUGAUGCUGCCUCCAAAAAGAUUGUCAAGAAUGCCAUCAAAUACCCUCCCAAAUUCUUCUAAAUUAAUUACCUUAAUUAUUAGAACACAUGAUAAUUUCUGUAUUUCUCAACUUUGUUUUUAUAUUAAGAUGAUGAGCUUUGAAACUUAAGAAUUUUCAAUAAAAUGUUUAAAUCAA